AUGGCCUCAUCACAAAGCGAUCCCAGGCUUCUCUAUGCCAUCGAGGGCAUCAGAGCCUACAUCAUCUCGAAUGGUGUAGAGCAGUCUCUCACACCCACAGGGCCCCAGACCCUCUCCCUGCUCAUGGUACCGACAGCAUCCGGCUUUGCAGACCCAUCAAGUGUCAACACCGAAGAAGAUUUCUACCUCCACCUACACCUACCCCCCGAGCUCGACCUCCCCCUACCCGCGACCACUCAGAUCUACCACCAACCUCCGCGAAGCUACUUGAUCCCCAGGUGGGACCUUGGCCCAGACAGCGGUACUUUUACACGAAUUGAGUUCCCCGAGUUUGGCAGCAGACAGAACAUCCAGGAAGAUGUCGAUACUUUCGAGACCAUUCUCGCACAGGGAACUUCGUUCCUAGAGCGCACACCAGCUCCCGCUCCGGCGUCGAGCAAGCAACAAGAGGCGGCGCAGUCUGCCGGCGCACAAGCCAAGGCCAGGGAGGCCGCCGGCGAGGAGCUUCCCCCAUAUAACCCCGCAGACUACGGCCCGGACGAGGCGUAUGCGUCGGGAAGUCAUGUACCAGCUGGCACUACGGCGGGAGGUAGAAUCGUGCUGGUCGAUGAGACGGAUGGUAGUGUCAUCGGUGAGAUCGGGGAGGGCUACAACGUCGUGGAGGACACCGGAGUGAAGCCUGGUUCCAAGGACCCCGUUGUGGUGGCGUUGCCUGAGGACGGGAAGACUAGCAUUUCCGUCAAGCCUGCACCUUUGGAAUAUGAAUCUAUCAAUAUGCACCCGGCUUACAAGAAGUCAACACUCGUCAACAAAGCCACCCAGGCUUCCCAGUUGCUCGUGACCACCUCCGACCUUGUCACGCGCACUCUCUUGUCACAGGCAGAUAACUUCACCAAGUCGACCAAGCCCGUCAAACCCGUUACGUUUACGCCCACCGCACACAAGAAUAUCCGCCGCAUUAACACAUUCUCGACCCAAGCCGCAGGCCUGUCCUCAGCUGCCGUUGGCACUGUUAGCAAGUAUGCCCAGAACAUUGGUGCCAACAUCACGAAGCGCAAGAAUGGUAAUGCGCGAGGUUUUGAUAAGGACGGAAACCCAAUCGAGACUUAUAAGCCUGGCGUCCUGAACAAGAGUCUGAUGGCUUUCAACACCGUCUUUGAUGGUGUGGAGCAAGCUGGCCGCAACCUCCUGGCUGGCGGCGCUGACAGCGUGAGCACUGUUGUUGGCCAUCGCUGGGGCGCAGAGGCUGGAGAGGUCGCUGCCCAUCUUGGCGGCGGAGUGAGGAACGUGGGCCUGGUCUACAUCGAUGUGACUGGAGUCUCGCGCCGAGCCAUCCUCAAGAGCGUUGCCAAGGGUAUGGUGGUCGGUGAGGUCAAGGGAGGAGGCCGGGUUAUUGUUGGUGGCCAGGGUGACGAGAAUAUCUCUGUGACAGGUGGGAACGGCACUGGGGACAACUUUGAUGCCGGGAGCAUCAACAGCGCGCGGCCGCUCAAGGAUGGAGGCGCA
Molecule: messenger RNA, 1506 nt
Organism: Clonostachys byssicola
Lineage: Eukaryota; Fungi; Ascomycota; Sordariomycetes; Hypocreales; Bionectriaceae
Source: the annotation of a GenBank genome assembly